Molecule: messenger RNA, 5600 nt
Organism: Nasonia vitripennis (jewel wasp)
Lineage: Eukaryota; Metazoa; Arthropoda; Insecta; Hymenoptera; Pteromalidae
Gene: Lrch
Product: leucine-rich repeat and calponin homology domain-containing protein
Exons: 13
Coding region: 269-2602 (777 amino acids)
Molecular function (GO): protein binding
Source: RefSeq, a predicted model, not a curated record
GAGAGCAAUGGCCGUCAGUCUGGUCCGAGAGUCACCGCGCGACGAGCUGCCGACGCUGCCGCGAGCGAGGAGGUCGACACUGUGGUGCGUGUGGUGUGCUGUAAUAAUAACUUAUUAUAGCACUGGUGGCUGUAUCCUCGUGAAAGUAUCUGGACUCGAGGAUGUUGUGCGCGUUCACGGUCUAGAGCGAUGCCGCUGCUAAGGGCGCGAACAAGCUGUCAGAAGAAGAACGCGAAGAAGAGCUGCAGGGAGAGCUGCAACAUGUAACAUGGCGAUGGUCGCGUCAAACAACAUGAGCGGACACAUGCAGAAGCAGCUCACCAGGAGCCUCGAGCGCAUCCUCGAGGAGGCACAUCUCAGCGGCGAGCUCAAACUCAGCGGCAGAAAGCUCAAGGACUUUCCUAAGGUCGGCAAGAAUGCCGGCACCGUCAAGUACAACCUGCAGGACACUGUACUCGCUGAUCUCUCGAAAAACCGCUUCAUGGAAUUGCCGGAGGAGGUGACGGAGUUCGCCUUUCUGGAGAAGCUGCACCUCUAUCACAAUGCCAUAAGAGUCAUACCGGAAACGGUGGCGAUGCUCCAGUCGCUGAGCUACCUCGACCUCAGCCGGAAUCAACUGACGACACUGCCGCGAGAGAUAUGCCGGCUGCCGCUUCAGACGCUACUGGUGGCCCACAACAGACUGGCCUCGCUGCCGGAGGAAUUGGGCAGGAUGUCGGCCCUGGCCGAGCUGGACGCCGGCUGCAACGAAAUAACGAGUCUGCCCUCGCGAAUGGGCGAUCUUCCCCGGCUGAGAUGCCUCGACCUCAGGAGCAACCUUCUGGUGCACAUACCCAUAGAACUGACGUACCUGAAACUUGUCAAGCUGGACAUUAGCGGGAAUAGGAUAUCCGUCUUACCGAACGAACUCAGGAAGAUGAAGAGCCUCGUAGAGCUCAAACUCUCGGACAACCCACUGACCUCACCACCUGCAGCGCUGUGUAUUCGCGGGCGAACGCACAUCUUCAAGUACUUGGAGAGGCAGGCGGCCAAGCACGAGCGAGCCCGAGGCGGCCGAACGAGACGGGGACCUCUGGAGACGCGAGGCCACGCGACCCUGGACACGAGGUCUCAUCGCCGGCACAACGUCGACAGCGGCUACAGCACCAGCGACGGCCUCGACAAACGCUGGUCACAAGAGAUCAACAGCGCGGCUCACGAGGGCGACGUUCGUAGCACCUGGCGCAAGGAGUGCUCGCCCCUUUCCAUAACUCUGCCGCACGAAGUCGCUGUUAACGGUUCAUGUAGUGGAACCUCGACACCCAGCACCAUAUCCCCCGGAGAAAAUACUUCCCUCGAGGACGAGUUAGGAAAGGCUAUGAUACUUCAAGAUCAGCUGGAGAAGCGGAGGCUGGAGAGAAGCGCGUCGGAGAACGGAGGGGACAUGCGGAAGCCGUUGCUAACGACUCAUCAAACGUCAAUAACGCCGCCAGGUCAGUUGGAAAGCUCGCUACUAGGAACGUCUCAGCAAAGCAACUUGACACAGCCAGUUCAGCCUAUACAGACGACGAAUUCGUUACCUCUCGUUAACGGGGAGGAGAAAAAAUCUCUGAGUCAUAUUCAGACAUACAGAGAAUACAAGGAAGCCUUGAGGCAGCAGAGAGUGAACGAAGGCCCGAGCGUUUAUAGACCAAAGGAACAGAUCACACCACCUGGCAACGAUGCUCACAACGAUGGGACCGACUCGUCUGGUAGUGCUGUCAUGACGGGUAAACAGAUCUUCAAUGAGGAAAAUGCCAACAAGAGGCCAGUGCAAAAAGUUACUCCGUCUCGAAUUAAUUACCAAAACAGCACCAUGGUUAAUGGUAGCAACAACGAAUACAAUAACAAAAAUGGAAAGUAUCUUGAACAAGCUUACAAGAAACCAAGUUCGCCGAUAAAAACGUCCAGCAGUAUUUUAUCCGGGAGUGCAAGCCCUGGUCACGUGCCAAGGCUUGUGAAGACAGCAGUAGGUUACGUGGAAGGUAACAAAAGCCCCAACAGAAACGGCACAAGUCCCAGCUCUCCACGAUCUGUGACCUGGAACACCAAUUUGCCCGAGAAGUACUCUUUUACCAUGAGAAGAGAAUUUGAGCGUGCCAAAGAAGAAGCUGAUCUGAUUGAACAAUUACGAAACCACAUAGAAACAAGAUUGAAAAUGGCUCUUCCAGAAGACUUGGCUCCAGCAUUGACAGACGGCGUGGUUCUUUGUCACUUGGCAAAUCACGUUAGGCCUCGAUCAGUUGCGAGCAUUCAUGUUCCUUCAGCAGCAGUUCCUAAGCUCACAAUGGCCAGGUGUAGGAGAAACGUGGAUAACUUCCUAGAUGCUUGCAGGAAAAUCGGUGUUGAUGAGGAGGUGUUAUUGGAUGCGGAUGCGAUCAUGGACGUGGGUUACAUGGACGCGUACGGGCUGGAGGCUCUUGGUCGGCUCGUGUCGGCACUAAUCCUUUACGGAGAAGAUGGCCCUCAAGAACCAGACGCAGGUUCAGCUCGUACGAUACAAGAUCAAGUCCUCUCCACGAUGCUUUUCGCUGCAUUCAUUUCCACCUUGAUUCUGCUCUAUCUAUUUCCUGUUCCUGAUUAAAAAGCGCCAUCAGAGCCUGUAAUAACCAAGUCGACAGAAAACACGGCUGUGCAUAUAUCAGUGCAUAUUGGGAGUAUAAUCCGUAUAUCAAGCCGAAAUGUGACUUUUGUGCUGCCGCGUUUAAUUAUUAUACAUGCAUAUCGAUCUACGAGUUUUUUUGUAAAACUUUUUCCUUUGGUGCUUAUUCCCGGUCGAUUGAGAGCCGACUUUGGAAUUCUCUCUUUUUUGACAAUAGCUUUUUCUAUAUAUCGACGUUCUUGCGUACAUUUAUAUACUUGUAUACACGUGCCAGUGAACUGGUUUUUUUAUAUACGGGGUGUACUUUUUUUAUUACUCAAACUCUCAGAUUUGAGCGAGGAUGAAAAUGCGAUUUUUAUUAACUUACCAUAAUCAAUAUGCCUGAGCGUACUUAUUAUAUCUUUUAUAAGUUUUUACGCGUCUGUUGUUUAUGCGCCCGAAUAGUUUAUAGAUAUGGUAAAGCCCAUGCAGAAUGUAACGGCGUCAGAAAUCGACUUCUAACAUUAUCGCUCGUGUGGCUUUAUCGGCUUUAUAUUAUAUAGUUGGCAAUGUAUAUCUUAUGAUCAGAGCCUACGAUUCAUUGUAAAACGUAGGAAUUUAUGAAAAGGUGCUUAAAUCAAGGGUUGUUUCGAGGUAGCUAUUGCUGAUCGGGGUUUUAAAGGCAGCUUGAGGUGAUUGUAUCGUUUUAUUUGUGCAGUCACUUUCUUUUAUUUGCGAGUGCUAACACAACUUCUAUGACACCUAACGUAUUUAUGAUGAUUCAAAAAGUUAGCUUUUUUCUUCAUAUAAUUCGAAAAAUAUCAUUUUUGCUCGAUAAAGAAAUUGAAAUCAAACGAGUUUUUAAGAAACGAACAAAUCAAAGUAACGUAGAAAUUAGGAUCGUAUAAUGAAUCAUCGUCUAUAAUCCUACCUUUAACAACAUUACCUUGAAGCCAGCUGUGACCGUGUAUAUUUAUUGGAAAAAGUAUAAAAAUUAUAUUUUACUAUUUAAUGAACGUGAUUCGCUGGACGAGAAAUCCUAUCAAUUUUAGAAGGCGGUUUUAAUUUUUAAGAUUUUCUUUCUUGCAUUCAUGAGAGAACAAAACAAAAUGUGCUAUCAUUUUAUUGCAUUUACCCAUUAUUUUAACAUGGAUAGUCGGAGAAUAAUACGAAACGAAAAUAAGAAAGUAACCGUUGAUAAUAUUGAAGUCUGUUUAAACAAUCGAAUACCUUUGUGACUUGAUAGCAAGCCUUCAACAGUUUAAACGUAUAACAAAAAAAAUAUACGGUCUAUUUGAAAUUGGUCAAUCUGUGAUUUCAAUACAGUGUCCAUGUGUCCAUGGGAUUGUUUAAAGGUGUAGAACAUGGUGCUAGGAUCUUUUAGUGUUAUUGUCUUUUCUUCUUGUCUAAACUCUUGAUACAUGUUUUAGUAAUUUAAAACACAUGUAUUCAUUAAUCUGUGUAGAAACUUUUAGAUUAACAAUGUCACUUAGUACGCACAUUUAUGAUAAUUUUGAAAUUCAAAUAGGAUGUAACAAAAGAAAACGGUGCCUACUAUGUGCUAUAACUUUCAGGAACAAAGUAAUCAAUGUGCACUUAAGAAUAUCAUUUAAGAAAAUAUUUUCCCAACUCGCCGAGCUCAAGCUUGGAUGAAACAAAAUGAAAAGUAUUCGACAGUUAAAUCAUCGUACUCUUUUUUUACAUACAUGAAAAAUUAUCAAACUUUAAGUUGAUGAAUUUAACAAACGGGUGUAUCACUAAGCUGAGAAAAAUGUCAGCUUUCUAGUCUUGUUUUUCUGUAUUGUGAGUCUAGUCAUACUACUUUCAAUAUUUUCUUUGUGUCUUCACUCCAUGGUAGUUACUGAUUUAUUAUUUCUAUAGAUCAAACCUGACAAGCCAUAAAAUCCUGAAAUAAAUUUCUUAACCAGUUACCAUUUUAUUUAAAUCAAUGUUUAGACAUUGAUGGUAGUUUUAACGCAACUACUUAUAUUUAGAAAGUAGGUUUACACUAACAAAAAGAAAAGUGAACGAUGAUGUCAAUAUCUUUUGUAAAAGUUGCCAGAUCAAAUGUAUUCCUUAAAUUUAUUUCAUUCCAAAUUAUGCAUUUGUCAGAAUCAAUAUGAUUGGUUUAGAGUGUCUAUGUAUUUACGUCAAAUUGUACAAAUUCCCAUCUUUUGAUUUUACUGAAACCUGGAGCUUUUAAAGUGGUUUUCUUUAAAUAUACUGCAUAUUAUACAAACAGAUGUAACGUCGUACAACUAAGAUGUAUUCAUAUUUACCAGUAUUAGUUUAGUUUUUUCAACGGUAUUUUAAUUAAGUAUUUAUUGUCUUUUUGUAAACACAAAUGCAACUCAAGACUGGAUUCUGAAAACAUAUAUUAUACAACUUUGCAGAAAUAACGUACUUAUAAGUUAUAUUGUAAAUCAGCACCUAUACAAAACUCUUUAAACAAACAUUAAAAAUAUUGAUCAUUCCAUUUCGAAAUAAAGAUGGUUUUGGUUUAUGUGAGAAAGCAUUAAAGAACGUACUAAUAUAUAACAAAAAAAAAUUAGAUAGUAUAUACUAAAGUAAAAAAUUACUCUCUAUAGCGGAUAAAAAAGAUUAUACAAUAAAAACCAUAAUUUUGUAUACGAAAAAUUGCAUAUACAUCAACAUUGAAUAUGGGAAUACAAUCUUUUACCUGCAUCUUUUCUACUUGAUGUAUUACUUAGCGUACAAAAGCUAAAUAGCUUCUACUUAUCUCCUACUUUAUAUACUUUUGUACUGUUUAUUGAAUUUUAAUCUUUGCCUCCAGUUUAAGAUACUAUAUUGAAAGCUUUAAAUUGCGUACAAAAAAGUUGUGUCAACGAUUCUUGGUAAUAGAAAGCUUCCUUAGUUGAUUAUGCUAUUUGCGAACAAAAGCAGCUACUGUUAACUCCUGAUUUUUACUCUGAAUUUUAAUAUAAAACUAUACAAUGCUGUAACAACAUGCCUUUUGUAAUAAAAAUAUUCUUUUCAUAAA